Molecule: messenger RNA, 6070 nt
Organism: Echinops telfairi (small Madagascar hedgehog)
Lineage: Eukaryota; Metazoa; Chordata; Mammalia; Afrosoricida; Tenrecidae
Gene: PLEKHH1
Product: pleckstrin homology, MyTH4 and FERM domain containing H1
Exons: 28
Coding region: 16-4113 (1365 amino acids)
Cellular component (GO): cytoskeleton
Source: RefSeq, a predicted model, not a curated record
GAAGUCGGUCUCAUCAUGGCGGAGCUCAAGGUGGAACUCCGGGCCAGUGUGGACUGGCAGAAACGCUGCCUGGCCCUGGAGACCCAGCUUUUCCGGUUCCGCCUACAGGCCAGUAAGAUAAGGGAGCUGCUGGCUGACAAGAUGCAAGAGCUGGAGCAGAGGCUGUUGGAGGCAGAGCAGAGAGCAGAGAAUGCCGAGACCCAGGUGAGCGUGAUGGAAGAGAAGGUGAAACUGUCCAACCUGAAGAACGUAGACUCAGCAGGCAGCCUGCAUCGGAAAUACCAAGAAUUGCUGAAAGCCUUGCAGGGCAAAGAUGAGCUCAUCAGCCAGCUGGAGGCCCAGCUGGAGAAACAGAAGCGGAUGAGAGCUGAGGAAGCAAAACUUGUUCAAGAAAAGGCUGCGAAGAUCAAGGAAUGGGUGACUCUUAAGUUAGCAGAGCUUGAGACAGAGAAUCAGCACCUGAAAGGCUGUAAUGAGCACCUGGUAGAACAGGUGGGGAUCCUUCAAGAUGCCCUGGAAGCUCUUCAGGUGGCACCUGUGGGCAAGUUGCCGGUGGGUCCCCAGGAAGCCCCAGAGCAGAAUGCUGUUACUUCAGGGCCUGGAAGCCAGCUAACGGGUCAAGACAGUCAUCCCCAAACUGAGAGUUCCCUGAAGGUGGCUGUGCCUGCACCUUCUCCAGGUGCCCUGGCGAACAAGACCUCUGUUCCCAAAGCUGGAAACCCCUUGGAGGACUCUGAGUCCAACUUGGCUCAGUCUGGGGAAAGAGCAGAGGCCAAGACUCCUCAGAUACAUCUGAGAAGAGAAGACUCUCCCGGCCAGGUCUCAGGGAAGCCUCACAUCCCCAGAUGUGGUUCUGCUUCCUGGGAUGAAGGCCUACUUAGUGCUCAGGGAAGGAUGCUCCCUGAGACAAAGAGCUCUACUAGGGAAGGUGGCCCUGGCAGCAGCCUGACCCUUCCAAAAGCACGGGCCCCCAGCAUCCUCCGGGACAGCAUCCAGCUGGCCAAGCGACACCACAGUCAGCCCCAGGUGGGCCCUGGGCACUUUGACCAUGUGGUGAGUAUUGAGAGCGGGGCCCUCUCAGCCCUCCACCCAACCAGCCUCCCCAAGGUGAAAACCGAAACUGAGCUCUGGGGGGAACCAGAGAAGAUGGAGAUGGAGGAGCCACCCCCAGCAAGCAAGAAAGAGGGACUUGAGAGCCUGAAGAUCCCUGGACCUGACCCGGAGGAGGCAGAGUUAGGGAACAAACCGCCCACUCCACCCCUGCAUCGGUUCCCAUCGUGGGAGAGCCGCAUCUACGCUGUGGCUACUUUGGGCAUGCAGCUCUCAGAGGCAGCUCCCAAAAGUAACACUGCCAACUACGCUUCAAGCCCUCCUGCCCUUGCAUCCUUGGGACCUUUCUCUGGCCUCGUCUAUAGGAACAUCACGGUGCCUGUCUACACAGCCUUGAAAGGGAGAGCCACUCAGAUCAGCACCAUGCCCUUUGUGGACGAGUCCUCUGGGUCAGACGAUGACUGCAGCUCUCAGGCGAGUUUCCGAAACUCCGUCCCCUGCUCAGAAUCCAGGAAGACCGGCGGACUGGGCAGUCCCCGGGCCAUCAAGAGAGGCGUCUCCAUGUCUUCACUGAGCUCUGAGGGUGACUAUGCCAUCCCCCCGGAUGCCUGCUCACUGGACAGUGACUACUCGGAGCCUGAACACAAACUGCAGCGCACCUCCUCCUACUCCACCGACGGGCUGGGCCUAGGCCUGGAGUCGCUGGAGAAGUCGGGCUACCUGCUGAAAAUGGGGAGCCGGGUGAAGACAUGGAAGAGACGCUGGUUUGUCCUGAGACAGGGGCAGAUUAUGUACUACAAGUCUCCGAAUGAUGUCAUCCGGAAACCUCAAGGUCAAGUGGAGCUGAACUCCCGUUGCCAAAUUAUUCGAGGAGAGGGUGCACAGACAUUCCAGCUCAUCUCUGAGAAGAAAACCUACUACCUGACGGCCGAUUCACCCAGCCUGCUGGAGGAGUGGAUCCGAGUCCUGCAGAGCCUGCUCAAAGUCCAGGCCAUUGGGCCUCCCGCCCUGGCUCAGGGUAGCACCAAGCCUACUGUGAAGGGCUGGCUGACCAAGGUAAAGCAUGGCCACUCCAAGUUGGUCUGGUGUGCGCUCAUUGGAAGAACCUUCUACUACUAUCGGAGCCACGAGGACAAGCGACCCCUGGGCCGUCUGCCCGUGCGGGAUGCGCGCAUAGAGGAAGUGGAUCGAUCCUGUGACUCAGACGAGGACUAUGAGGCCGGAGGCACUGGGCGGUGGCUUUCUUCCCACUGCACCUUGGUGAUUCACCCCCCAGAGCACAGCCCCACCUACCUCCUCAUUGGCACCAAGCAUGAAAAGGACACGUGGCUUUACCACCUCACUGUGGCUGCAGGUGGCACCAGUGCCAAGGUGGGCACUGCCUAUGAGCAGCUCAUUCGGAAACUGAUGGAUGGUGAGGGAGAUCCAGACUCCCCGCUCUGGAGGCACCCUAUGCUCUGCUACAGCAAAGAUGGCCUGUACACCUCGCUCACCACCCUGCCCUCGGAGGCCCUGCAGACAGAGGCCCUCAAGCUCUUCAAGUCCUGCCAGCUCUUCAUCAACGUGCCUGUGGAAGCUGCCUCAGUGGACUACCACGUGUCCUUGGCCCAGACGGCGCUACAGGUGUGCCUGGUUCACCCUGAGCUGCAGAGCGAGAUCUACUGCCAACUCAUGAAGCAAACUUGCUGUCGGCCACCUCAGAAGUACUCCCUCAUGCAGUGCUGGCAGCUCCUGGCUCUGUGUGCCCCCCUCUUCCUGCCUCAGCAUCACUUCCUCUGGUACGUCAAGCAGCAGCUCCAGCGCCAUGCAGACCCCAGAAAUGAAACUGGCCAAUAUGCCACUUACUGCCAGCGGGCAGUAGAGCGGACCCUGAAGACUGGGGAGCGGGAAGCCAGACCCUCUCGCAUGGAAGUAGUCUCCAUCCUGCUGCGUAACCCCUUCCACCACUCCUUGCCCUUCAGCAUCCCCGUACACUUUACCAAUGGGACGUACCAGGUGGUUGGCUUCGAUGGCUCCUCCACCGUUGAUGAGUUCCUCCAGCGGCUGAACCAGGAGACGGGCAUGAGAAAGUGCUCCCACUCUGGCUUCUCCCUCUUCACGGAUGAUCCUUCUGGCAGGGACGUAGAACAUUGCCUCCAGGGGACUGUCAAGAUCUGUGAUGCCAUCUCCAAGUGGGAACAAGCCCUGAAGGAACUGCAUCCUGGGAAGUCCGAGGGUGGCACACGCAUUGUGAAGCUGAUGUGCAAGAACAGGCUGUACUUUCGGAGUCAAGUCAAAGGGGAGACAGAGCGAGAGCGGCUGCUGCUUGCCUCUCAAACCAGUGGUGAGAUAGUGGCGGGGAGAUUUCCUGUCAACAAGGAACUGGCACUUGAGAUGGCUGCACUGAUGGCCCAGGUAGAAUACGGGGACUUGGAAAGGCCCAGCCCGCCAGGCUCUGGGGGCACACCUCCUGCCAAGUCUCAGCAUCUCCUCCAGCAGGUCCUAGAUAAGUUCUACCCACAGCGCUAUAGACAUGGGGUGCCCCCUGAACAACUGAAGCACCUGACAGAUAUGCUGGCCACAAAGUGGGCAGCACUGCAAGGCUGCUCCCCUCCUGAGUGCAUCCGAAUCUACCUGACCGUGGCCCGGAAAUGGCCCUUCUUUGGUGCUAAACUCUUUACUGCUCAGCCUGCCCAGAUGUCUUUCAAGGAGAAUAUUCCAGUGUGGAUUGCUGUGAAUGAGGAUGGUGUCAGCAUCCUGGACCACAACACUAUGCAAGUGCACAUCACUUACCCCUACUCUUCAGUGACUACCUUCGGUGGCUACCGGGAUGACUUCAUGCUUGUGAUUAGAUCAUUUCCAGACCAGAUUUCUGGAAGAAGCCACAUUGAAAAGUUGAUAUUCCGGAUGGCUGCUCCCAAGAUUGCCGAGGCUACCCUCAUCAUGGCCAGCUACAUGAACUACUGCUCUGCAACUGUGAAUCCACCUACCAGCCCAUCUGCUUCCAGACAACCUUGGGAGCUGGACGGGCGACAGUUCUUUGCUUCUAUUCCACGUGAUACCAAGGGGCCAAUGUUACUGUGAAGAUCUCCUAUCCACCAUACCCCCAAUUUGGUCCCUGUAGGAUUAACUGCAUAUCCUGGGGUGUCUGUUACUACUGUGAUGGGUCUAAUUGUCCUCUUUGCUUUAUUCUGUGAAAGGUUUUGAGUAUUUCAGUCUGUAAAGCCUUUAUUCUCCAGGUGCCUUACUAUGUUUCAGGGCCCAACUUCUUGAAAUCUAGACCCAGUGAUGACCACUCUCUUUUCCACAAGAAUAUUGAACUCUGGCUGCUACCUUCUACUAGACAGACAGGGAAUGGUUCACUGUAUCUGAGGGCAUCAGUGCUACACACGCCAAGGUACUCUCAGGGAAGCUUGUCUUUUCUACAAUGUGUAAGGUCCUUAUUUGGGGAUUUAUACUUGAAGUUUUCCCAACAUCCCUGAACAGGAUAGGACUGAAAUUUCUAAUUCAACUGAACCUCUAACAAAAGCCUAAAACUGGACUUCUUUCCCAGGUGGGAAAGGUGUUAGCUUAAGGUAAGACUGGAUAACAAAUAAGACUCGCCCUUCCUUUACUGGCAAGUAGGUGAUUGUAUGCCUUCCAGGGUAUCGACGCUUGUCUUUGCAGAACUAGCUUGUCCUCCCAAGACUGAAACUUCUUACACAUCAGACUGUAAGCCAAGCUCAGUACCACACAGCAGCAGGGAGAUUCAUUUGGCCACUCUGUGACCCAUCUGAAUGAUCGGGCAGGGCUCAGUGAAGGCUGUACUCACUACUGUGGGGUGAGGUGAUCAGGUAUUUACCCUUUCUUUGGUAAGUCACACAAAUGUGUUCUGCUUUUUGCUGUUCUGAAAGGCUGGCUACACAGAUGAGUCAAGAACACAAACCCUCAAGACUCAGUGUCCUAGAGACUUCUGGCAAAAUUCUGCUGGGGAUUAGUUUGAGGACAGAGGGCAGAUAUGCCAUAUUUGUUCUAGCCUAAUAGCAUUAGUGAAAGAAAACUUCAAUUUCUGCUGCCAUCAUGAGACCGAUACCCCACCCCCAGUUGACAGCAGAGGAGAUAAUAGAUCAUUGUUGUCUCCACCUCCUAAAAAAAGGGGGGGGGGGACACAAGAAAGAGUUCACACUCUGAUUGUCCAAUACCUGAGAAAAUGAAUUUUAUUUCACAGCUCAUUUGUCAGUAAAGUGCUCAAAACGACGGGCUUAGCAGUAGCAUCCAAGAACCUAGCCUUUAACCCUAACAAUGUGUGCUGCCAGCACAUUGCAAACACAUGGCUGGAACUAUCUCAAUACCGCAGCUGCUGGAAGCUUCCCCUUGACUCUUUAACAAGCAUGAUGGAAAAUGCUUAGCAGUCUGCAGCUUAUAAAUGAACUUGACUUUGUAAGGCAGGCCAUUUUACAGCCAUCUCCCACUUGUGUUCCCACCUUUUCCACUAGGGUCUGAGGACCUAGCUGAGACACAUCUACCUCAAACAAGUCAACAUCUCACAUAGACACAGGUUCCUGGAAAACCCUCCAGGGCUAGUGUAAUAAAAGACAGAUUACAACUUUGAUUUAAUAACAUCUUGAGUGUCUGUUGGACCAAUGAGGAUAUUAUCUACCUGGCAGUACAUAAUAAAUUAAGAGGUUUAGGGGAAGGGGGGAAAAAAAAGGAUUCCAAGAAAGAUUAAGCAAGAAUGGCACUUCAUACAGAACUUGAGGCCACUAUUUCCCCCACCCUCUCUUUCCCAACCCUUCAGGAAUGUUCUGAGUAUAUUAGUUUUAUACAGAAGAAGCUUCCCUAGAAACAAAGGCUUCUAUAAUUCUCUUGAUUAAUCCUCCUGUAACAAAAUAACCUCAUGGCUGAAAACCAAAGUCAAGUUUCUAUCUGACCUUUUGUCUCAUCCCUCUCAGCAAAAGCAGCCUUUGAAAACGUAGAUAAUGCUGAGCAACAGAAAUGUGCCUGACACCCAUGACUGAAAUGCCAUGAUCGUGUUUGUCAAUAAAAAGCAGCUGUCUGUGAA